Molecule: messenger RNA, 528 nt
Organism: Enterobius vermicularis (human pinworm)
Lineage: Eukaryota; Metazoa; Nematoda; Chromadorea; Rhabditida; Oxyuridae
Source: the annotation of a GenBank genome assembly
AUGCAACCAUUCGACCGUUCCCGUGUACAUCUGAGUUUCAAGGAGCAGUGGGAAGAGUUUUCCUCUAGUCGACUAGUGUUUAAGCGUAUACGUAGUUUUCACGCUGGUAAAAAAAUGUCUCAUAUAAAGGUCAAGAACGACUACGAUGGUGAUCUUCAAGGUCUGGUGAGAUCCACGGGCUACUUGUUUCUGUUGCUCAAAAAUGGCCCCGAAAGGUGGCUUUGUCUGAUUCCAUUACAAUCAUUUCAGUUUCCCUUUGUUGGUGUUCCCAUUUUAUCGCCAGGGAAUCCGUAUCUCUGCAGAAAUGCUCUGUUCAUUACAGUACAGUCUACGUGCAGACCUUCCAAUGCUACAGCUUCUGCAUUGUCGAUUGGCCAACUGCAGUUGCAGCAAUGUUUUGUUGUUGCUGCUGCAGUUGCAGUUGGGGGUCCACUUUAUAUCACUGUUGUGUCUUCAAUGUUCCUUCGUUUCACAAAACCGAAUCCUGAAUCGAUAUGGUUUGCUGGAAUUGCUGAUCGUGAUUUGUGA